AUGGGCGCCCCUGCGGAUCUUCGUCAUAGGCUCUCACUGCUGGACCCUGCACGCGUGCACCAUGUAGUGUUUGCCUACAGAUACCACGUCCCCUCCCACAGCCUGCGAUCUAAGACGGCGAGCGCAGACGUCAAGCAAUGCAACCCAGAAGCCGCAGAUCCCCUCGCUAGAAUCGUUUCCAGCUCCUCGACUGCGACGUCCAGGUCCGCCAUGGAUGCGACGCCCGGCUCGGUGAGCAGCAUCUCGACGCAGACCACCCGGGACGAGUGUGGAGAGCCCUUCAUUCUGCGCCAUGGCCGGCGCUACCUGAGGGGUUUCCAGCACUAUCCACUGCCCUGCGACCUGCCCGAGCUCCAGCGCCAGAACCUGCACACCCUCCUCGCGACCUCGGUCAUCGGGCGCGCUCUUGGCCACACGCCCUCACCGCAGAACCCCCCGAAGAAGGUACUCGAGCUUGCCUGUGGCAGCGCAUACUGGACCUCCGUUUGCCAUGAGUUCCUGAGCGGACUUGGCUACGAGGAUGUCUCGUACACAGGACUGGACAUUGUGCCUCUGGCAGGCGAUCUGCAGCGUCAAGGAAUCGAUUGGAAGUUCGUGCAAUACGACCUGCGCAAGCCGCCCCUCCCUUUUGACGACGACGAAUUCGACAUCGUAGUGAUGAAAGACAUGUCCCUCGUCGUGCCCCACGGCGCUGUCUCCCAGCGCAUCCUCGACGAGGCCACCCGCGUCCUCCGAUCCGGCGGCACCCUCGAGGUCUGGGAGACUGACCACAUUAUCCGCUCGAUUCUCCCACACCCACCCCCCGUGCCCGGCAAAUCCGCCCAAGAACGCGCCUGCGCCGAGGCCACCGGCACCUUCCUGAUCUCGCCCAUCACGCCCUUCACCGAAGUCCAGAACAAAUAUCUCCAGGACUCAAACUCCUGGAUCCAAGAAGCCCUCGACCGGCGCAAGCUGUCACCCACACCCUGCGCCCGCAUCAGCCAGAUGCUGCUGCAAGAGACAGAAACCCUGCACUCGGUCGGCGACCGCCGCAUCGCCAUCCCUCUCGGCGAACUGCGCUGGGAGCGCGAGCUCGCCGCCGCGACGACACCCGACGCCGACAAGCCCAAGCCCAGGCGCCGCGAGUCUGAGAGCCAGCGCCCGAACAUCAAGAAGGCGAGCGUAGCGCUUGACGCAGGCACGCUGACGGAGGAGCAGGCCGCGCUCAGGUACACGGCGUUGCUGGUCGUGGUGCAGAUGAUCGAGAGCCUGGAGCCGUUGCUCAAGGAGGUCAGUGGGAAGAACCAGGAGGAGUGGCAGCGGUGGUGGGCCGGGCUGAUGGGCAAUCUGCUCGAGCAGAAGGGCGCGAGCAGCGGCGAGUGUCUGGAGGUGGGCGUGUGGUGGUGCAAGAAGGUGUGA
Molecule: messenger RNA, 1398 nt
Organism: Didymella exigua CBS 183.55
Lineage: Eukaryota; Fungi; Ascomycota; Dothideomycetes; Pleosporales; Didymellaceae
Exons: 2
Coding region: 1-1398 (465 amino acids)
Source: RefSeq, a predicted model, not a curated record